Messenger RNA from Metarhizium acridum CQMa 102, 1368 nucleotides. RefSeq lists its product as uncharacterized. The record is from RefSeq and is a predicted model, not a curated record. Lineage: Eukaryota; Fungi; Ascomycota; Sordariomycetes; Hypocreales; Clavicipitaceae.
AUGCGUCUUCCACUUAGAGACGUCGUCAUUGCAAUUGGCGUCUUCUCACCAGACGACGCUGCUGUCGACGUCAAGUCGGAGCAAUCACCACUUGUCCCGGUUUCAGGGCACCACGUCUCGUCGACAAAACCUCUGGCUGAGAAAUGUGGUCCCAGCACAGCCAACAUUGUCUGCAUAAACGGCUAUUCGGCCGUCAUGCCCGGCAACUUUGAGCGUGACCGCCCGCCAGAUUCCAUAAACCCUCUUGACCAACACUCGUACGCCCAAACCAAGAUUCCUGCCGAUCCUUCCUGGGACCUUGUCAAGGACGCCGACUUCAUAGUCUACGACAAGGAGCGUGGUCUUGAAAUUCUUGGAGACGAGCCUACCUCUGAGUUUGCAUUCGAGAUUACUCCGUUAUUCCACGACGCGACAGUAUAUGAUCCUUACACGAAUGAGGUCUACUUUUCCCAGCUUUCUGGGGGUGAAAUUUCUCAAAAAGUCAUUGACUUGAGUGAGAAGAAUCCCCAGGUCAAGCGGAAGAAGGCUGAUCCAUCGCUUUACUCACCUACAGGUGGCAUCUAUCGCAAUGGGCUGUUUUAUUUCUGCGUCGGCGGCUCGAGCCCCGAUGUUCUCGGUGCUGAUGGCACCGUUGCUCGCCCAGGCAUUUAUACGCUUAAUGCCACUAGUGGCGAGUCGCAUGUCCUGCUAAACAAUUAUUUCGGCUACUACUUUAGCACUUGCAAUGACAUUGCAAUGGACGGAGAGGGUAAUAUUUGGUUCACAGACGAUGACUACUCCUUUGGCAAUGGAGUAAGUGCCUAUCACCCGGUGUUGGCUCCCGCGGUGUAUCGCUUCAAUCCAAAGACGGGUUCCGUGCGCAUCGUAGACCAGAGACUGAAGCAACCCAACGGCAUCGCCUUUUCUCCCGACUUCAAAACACUCUAUGUCGCCGAUUCAGGCGCCGAGACGGUACCCGACCAUCCCCCUGCGGUAGGACAAGUCAUUUACAACCCGUAUAAUGUGACGGAUCCUCAUGUUGUCUGGGCAUUCGACGUGAUUCACAAUGGAACAGCGCUGGGAAAUGCCCGACCAUGGCACUUGACUCACAAGUGGCUCCCCGAUGGCCUUCGUGUCGCUGACAACGGAUACGUCCUCGUUGGCGUCGGCGACGGCAUUGACGUUCUUGAUCCAACGGGAGAACUGAUACUCAAGAUUCAGACCAAGUUUACCGCUGUAGGCAACACCUGGGCUGGGAAAGGGAGCAAGGAUCUAUGGAUCACUGGUGUGGGAGGCGUGCAGAAAGUCCAUCUCAACUUGCCCGGUGGCAGGGUCAAUGGAUGGCCAGAGCAUCUUCUGCAAGAUGCCGAGGACAAUGGAGAGCUGUAG